UUUAUUUUCCGCACUUUUUUUCCCCCAAAACUCCAAACGACUCGUUUUUUUUUUUUGGCUCAGUUUGACACAUCUAAACUCUCACAAUGAGCUUCAACAAAGGUCCCGCUUACGGUUUAACCGCGGAAGUAAGAAACAAGAUUGCACUGAAAUACGACCUCCAGAAGGAGGAGGAGCUGAGGAUCUGGAUCGAGGACCUGACCGGCGCCUCCAUUGGCCCUGACUUCCACAAUGGCCUCAAAAAUGGAGUCAUCUUGUGCCAGCUUGUCAACAAACUCCGGCCAGGUUCUGUGAAAACGAUCAACCAUUCGUCACUCAACUGGCACCAGCUAGAGAACUUGACCAACUUCAUCACAGCGAUCAAAGCGUAUGGCCUGAAGCCCCAUGACACCUUUGAGGCCAACGACGUGUUUGAGAACGGCAACAAGACGCAGCUACAGACCACGCUGCUGGCGCUGGCGAGCAUGGCCAAGACCAAUGGCUCCCAGUCGCGGGUCGACAUUGGCGUAAAAUAUGCAGACAAGCAGAAGAGGACAUUUGAUGAGGAGAAGAUGAGGGCUGGACAGUGUGUUAUUGGCCUCCAGAUGGGGACCAACAAGUGUGCCAGCCAGGCAGGUAUGAAUGCGUAUGGCACCAGGAGGCAUUUGUAUGACCCCAAAAGUCAAAUGCUGGCACCCAUGGACAAUUCCACCAUCAGUCUGCAAAUGGGUACCAACAAGGGGGCAAGCCAGGCCGGAAUGACCGCGCCAGGGACAAGACGCAUGAUUUAUGACCAUAAACUGGGAACGGAUAAGUGCGACAACAGCACUAUGUCCCUCCAGAUGGGCUACAGACAGGGAGCCAAUCAGAGUGGCCAGAACUUCGGCUUGGGCCGGCAGAUCUACGACGCCAAGUACUGUUCCAAAGGCGGCGAAGUCAUGGAUGAAACUGAUGGAGCAAGUGGAGCCUACAUCCCAGACUACCAAGAUGAGGGUUACCAGGGUUACCAAGAGGAGGAGCAGGUCUACAGAGAGGAUGGGACUGAUUAUUAAAGAGAUGGGAAAGAAGAAAAAGAAAUUUGGCAAAGGGGGAAGAGAGAUUGUGUAAACCGAGGCAUGCCCUGCAAAAAAGAAAAAACAAAAAAAAAACUUAAGGCAGAUGUUUUAGUUUUAUAUCCAAAGGAUGUCACACUGUCUGUGAUUUGUCCUUAUAGUAUUUGAUGAAAUGUUCUCUUACCCCCGUGUUUGGUACACAUAUCAAAAUGAACUGUAUUUGUGUGAUUUUAGUUUAGUGUUUUUUUUUUGUAUCUGGAAAGUGACUACAAAAGUCAAGUCAUUUGACUCCUUGUAUGUAGUUUUGUAUCCCAGGGAGCUUUUUGAUGUGCCAAAUUUCCUUUUCGUCAGUGUAUCAUUAACAUCUUAGUCACGUUUAGGGAGAUUUUUAAGGGAACCAUAUUUUUCUUGAAAUGUGUACUUCAGAUUAAAACACCCUUUCAUCUAUCAAAACUAAAUUCCAGGUGUCAUUUUAGACAGCAGUUUUGAUUUUACAUGCAAAUGAGGGAUUUUGAUCAGUUCGUUUUCUUACAGUAGAGUAUACAUUUCCAUUGACUACAUAUCCAGUCCAACUUGUUUGACAAAUGAAGGGGGGUGGGGAUUGAACAUUACUCAAUCCAUUUUUUUAACAUUCCAAGUAUGAAUACUGGAUAUUCUUAUAUCAAGUGAAUCAUUCCUUUUACAUUUGUUGAUGUGAAAACCAAUCACUCAAUUAUUUUUUAUUUAUAUGUAGUCGUGAAUUGAGGGGGAGGGGGGCUGGUUUAUUUUUUACCAUGACUCUUGAAUAACAUUUACAUAUAGUACUAUGCUCGUUUUGUUUUCCCUUUGGAGUGAUCUUUACUGAUAGCAAAACAAUUUGAUCCAUAAAGUUACCUGCUAGUUUGUCAUGUACACAUAGAAAAAAAAAAACUAUCACCGCUCUUAAUUGGAUUUUGUUUUGGUUUGUCUGUUUGAGCGAAUGAGCAUCAUCAUCCCUGUUGAGUUAUGAUGCUUUAGUGGUAUCUACAUGUACAGAAUAAAUUGGCAAGUGUAGUUUUUGUUUAUGCAGUGUAAUAAAUGUGUAUUCAUUA
Messenger RNA from Phycodurus eques (leafy seadragon), 2101 nucleotides. It is a transcript of the gene cnn2, whose product is annotated as calponin 2. Bases 87 to 1031 code for a protein of 314 amino acids. Gene Ontology annotation, biological process: actomyosin structure organization. Lineage: Eukaryota; Metazoa; Chordata; Actinopteri; Syngnathiformes; Syngnathidae. The transcript is spliced from 7 exons. The record is from RefSeq and is a predicted model, not a curated record. Gene Ontology annotation, molecular function: actin binding.